Molecule: messenger RNA, 746 nt
Organism: Opisthorchis viverrini
Lineage: Eukaryota; Metazoa; Platyhelminthes; Trematoda; Opisthorchiida; Opisthorchiidae
Exons: 5
Coding region: 1-621 (206 amino acids)
Biological process (GO): translation
Cellular component (GO): ribosome; mitochondrial large ribosomal subunit
Molecular function (GO): large ribosomal subunit rRNA binding; structural constituent of ribosome
Source: RefSeq, a predicted model, not a curated record
AUGGCUUCUCGUGCAGCGAGCAAGAUUGUUCGUAAAACCAAAAGUGCUGUGGACAAUGUCAUCCACCCUCCAUAUUUGCGGGUCGAUAUACCAGCUCAGCAAGCCAGACCUGCUCCACCCCUGGGACCACAGUUAGGCAAGCGGAACAUCAAUGUUGCAAACUUCUGCAAGGAUUUCAAUGAGAGAACUAAGGAUAUCAAGGAGGGCACCCCGAUACCUUGUCAUAUAACGGUAAACCCUGAUCGCUCGUAUAAACUGGAAAUGACGCACCCUCCUUCCGUUUAUUUACUUCGACUGGCGGCGGCGACAAAGAAGGGGUCCGCCGAUUCAGGAACAGAAGUAUGUGGUCGUCUGACUCUGAAGCACAUCUACCAUAUCGCAGAGAUGAAAAAGCAGGAUCCAAAAUAUGUGACACAGGAUCUAAAGAAGAUCUGCACCACUUUGAUAGGAAAGGCACAUCGUCUGGGGAUCGAAGUGAUUUCUAAAGAGGCACUUGAUUCUGGCCAGACCGAUCACUCCCCCGCUGGCUAUGCCGAGUUCUUGGAAAAACGAGACCAAUAUCUGGAGGAAAAGAAGAAGGCUGCUGACGAGAAGAAACAAGCGAAAAUGUUGCGGCUUUGAUAUCACCUAGUUUGUACCUGAAUGCCCUAUCUUCACAGAAACAGUAUCCUGGUGAUUCGCUUCAAUGAAUUUGCUCGAAGUGCUCAUAAUUCUGUUUUUUUUUGCCGUGAUUUUCCUGUAUCAGG